Messenger RNA from Humulus lupulus (European hop), 834 nucleotides. RefSeq lists its product as uncharacterized. Lineage: Eukaryota; Viridiplantae; Streptophyta; Magnoliopsida; Rosales; Cannabaceae. Bases 1 to 834 code for a protein of 277 amino acids. The record is from RefSeq and is a predicted model, not a curated record. The transcript has a single exon.
AUGUCUACAAAUGAUCCCAACAUUUCUGAGGAGGAAAUUCUGCAGCCCAUGGUGAAUUCUGAUCUUGAUGAGAGGAGUGGUUCAUCUGAAUCUCAUCCCAAGGCCGACGAGGAUAUGUACUACAAUCCUGAGAGAUAUGUCCCAAUCGUGGAACUCGAAAAUCACCAACUGCGUAAACAGUUGGCAGAAGCUAAAAGGCUCAACGAAAAGCUAGCCAGACUAGCUUCUGAAGCGCAGGUGGCUCAGGCCCCACCUUUGCAAAAUGCCCAAGCUCUGCCUCCGCGAGACGUUCACGUCCCACCUCGUAGGCCUCGGGGACGGCCACGUAAAAACGCAGCCACCAGAAGAGCGGAGCAACCUCCGCCACCAGUAGAGCAGCCUGUCCAACCCAGACCCCGAAGAGGUAACCAGGUCGAUGGUGCCGCCAACCCAACUGCAGAGGCGCCAACAGGAAUAAGGAAUAACCGAACCCCCUCAGAGGCCCGAACUCGAAAUCCUAGUGCCACGCAGAAUGUAAUAGAGCCUGACAGAGCGAAUUCAGGGCCUUCUAGGCCCCAUAAUGGACGACAGCCACCUUCUCCAAUAAGGCACCCUCCAUUUCCAAUAAGGCACCCCUCACCAGUUCGGAGGGAUGCACAAUCGACCCAUCGUGAUAGGGAAAGGCAAGCUGGGCAAAGACAUGGGAAUGAAGAAACUGCUAAGGAGCGUAGGGGUCCCCAUCCCAUGAGGAGCCAAGUGUCUCCAUCUCAAACUAUUGAGACAAGGAGACCAACAGGAAACCCAUCUUGUAAUAAUCAUGCAACGAGCCAUGUUAGUGAAACUCUAGAUCCGUGA